CGGGUUUGGAAUAGUACAAGCUUUCUUUAAUUUUUUUUGGUCGGAAUCCUGAUUGCUUGCACUUCCUUUCUUCCUGUACAAGAUAUCCAUCCCCAUCUGCUUUUGUUUAUUCAAUCGCGGGGUCCUUGUUGAGCCUGUGUUUCCGGCGGCGCCUCGGCAGCGUCAGGCCGCCCCGACAAAUCAACUUCCGUAACACAAGACCGGGCGCGGCUUACGAACAAACACAAAAAAAAAAAAGGUCCAACACAGUUGACCACGUCUCGACGCGUACUUUUUUUUUUUCUCUUUCUUUCUCUUUUGGCUGUUGUCGCAUCCACUGCAACCUCUCUUGUUCUGAGCUUCAAGAGGGCCUUGUAUUGGAUGAUGCUAUCGUCAGUCGUACGCUUUUCACUAUGGGUACCAUCGCGACAAUUGCCGCCGUUGUUCUCGGCAUUUCGUUCAUGACAUUUGUGGCCUUCUUUGGAAGAUUACCCAUGUUUAGACAUACACCUGUAUCAUGGUUACAUCGCCUAUUAUGGGUUUACAUCCCGAGGGGGGUGUUGGCGCUGGACCAGAAGCUCACAUCGGGCAAGUUCGGUUCCUCGCUCGUCAGGUUUGGGAGGUUUAUGAUGAACGAUAGACACCCGACUGUAAUGAUAUUCUUCAUCCUGAUCAUGGUUGUUUCAGAGUCGGCAGCCUUGCCGAAAGCCUGGCCGCAACUCACGACUCUGCAACAAAUAAUGCUCGGCACCAGCAUCUUUCUUCCUUACUACACCCUUUACAAGGCGGCUUACACAGAUCCGGGCUACAUCACUGGCGAUAACCAUCGCGCGCACAUGGCCGCCUACCCUUACGAUUUUACCAUCUUCCACCCGGGCUCCUCGUGCCGCACCUGCGGCCUCCUCAAGCCGCCGCGGAGCAAGCACUGCAGCAUCUGUAAGCACUGCAUCGGCCGCAUGGACCACCACUGUAUCUUCAUCAACAGCUGCGUCGGCGCCGGCAACGCCCACUGGUUCCUCCUCCUUCUCCUCACUACCGCAGUCCUCUCCCUCUAUGGUGGCCUUCUCUGCAUGUCCCUCAUCGUGCGCAGCAUCCGCCGCCGUGCACCCGGGUUCGAGGUCCUGUGGUGGCGCGGUAACUUUGGCGACGGCAUGGACCUAAACAGCUACUUUGUCCUGUGGAGCUGGGGCAUCGCGGACCAGGUGCAGCUCGGCGCCGUCGGCCUGCUGGCCAUCCUCUGCAGCCCCUUGGUCUGGGGCCUGUUUGGCUACAACAUGUGGAACGUCUGGGGCGGCGUCACCACCAACGAGUCGCUCAAGUGGUCCGACCUGAGCGAGGACAUGGCCGACGGCAUCGCCUUCAAGCGCCGCAUCGCCCCGGGACGCCUAAAGGACCUGCGCUUCGAGCCGGCCUACACCUCGUGGCCGGUCGAGGCGGAGCAGAUCGUCAUCCGCACCAACGACGGCCAGCCCCCACCCGUACAGGGCGCGGGGCUGGAGGGAGAUGGGGAGUGGGAGCGCGUCUGGAAGCUCAAGAACGUCGAGAACCUCUACGACCUCGGGUUCUGGGACAACCUCGCCGACAUAUUUUCGCCCACAAAGACCAGCAACGACCUUUACAUGGAGAUACCCCACGCCGAAGACCCGGGACCAAGACGGGGGAGGAGGCGCGUUAGAGACUGAGCUUUGUUUGGCUUUGGACAAUGGUAUUUCGGGGGUCAGAAACUGAGACUAUUAGUGAGAAUAGACGUCGUUGAAUACCGGUGAAUAGCAAACAUGGCCCGAGGUAACAGUCGGCGUUUAGGUAUCCAUUCAGGCUGGGGCUUAAACGUCACAUUUAUCUACGCA
Pyricularia grisea is the source of this 1826-nucleotide messenger RNA. RefSeq lists its product as uncharacterized. Lineage: Eukaryota; Fungi; Ascomycota; Sordariomycetes; Magnaporthales; Pyriculariaceae. Bases 393 to 1661 code for a protein of 422 amino acids. Gene Ontology annotation, cellular component: endoplasmic reticulum; Golgi apparatus. Gene Ontology annotation, molecular function: protein-cysteine S-palmitoyltransferase activity. The record is from RefSeq and is a predicted model, not a curated record. Gene Ontology annotation, biological process: peptidyl-L-cysteine S-palmitoylation; protein targeting to membrane. The transcript is spliced from 3 exons.